Molecule: messenger RNA, 1784 nt
Organism: Penicillium brasilianum
Lineage: Eukaryota; Fungi; Ascomycota; Eurotiomycetes; Eurotiales; Aspergillaceae
Source: the annotation of a GenBank genome assembly
GUGGUUGUAAGGGUGGGGUAUUGAUGACAUAAACAGCGACGGGCCACGGCUCACGCUAUCCUAAAGGGGAACGAGGGCUUAGGGUUUUCGUGACCCACCACCGGCCAAGCUCAGUAAGCGAAAAAAUCCACAGGUGAAGCCAAACUGGGGAAAUCUUUGGACUUCAACCUCACCAUCGACAUCGACCGACAACAAUGGCCUCCCGCCCGACCGUCUCCAUCGCCACGGCUGAGGGUAAGCCCUCCGGGGCCACCCAGCCCCUGCCUACCGUCUUCGGUGCCCCCAUCCGCCCGGAUAUCGUCCAGCAGGUGCACACCGGCAUGGCCAAGAACAAGAGACAGCCCUACGCUGUCAGCGAGAAGGCUGGCGAGCAGACCUCCGCUGAGUCUUGGGGUACCGGCCGUGCUGUCGCCCGUAUUCCCCGUGUCUCCGGUGGUGGUACUCACCGUGCCGGUCAGGCUGCCUUCGGUAACCAGUGCCGUUCCGGUCGCAUGUUCGCUCCCACCAAGGUCUGGCGCAAGUGGCACCAGAAGCUCAACCUGAACCAGAAGCGCUUCGCUACCGCCUCUGCUCUGGCUGCUUCCUCCGUCCCUGCCCUCCUCUUCGCCCGUGGCCACCGUGUCGCCAAGGUCCCCGAGGUUCCCCUCGUUGUCGAGUCCAAGACCUUCCAGAGCGCUGCUCUGACCAAGACCAAGGCCGCCAUUGCCCUCCUCCAGGCCCUUGGUGCCGGUGAUGACCUCAUCAAGGUCCAGAAGUCCCGCAAGCUCCGUGCUGGUAAGGGUAAGCUGCGUAACCGCCGCUUCCGCCAGCGCCGCGGCCCUCUCGUUGUCUACAACCCCGAGGUUGAUGGCAAGGAGCUCGUCCGUGCCUUCCGCAACGUUCCCGGUGUUGAGACUUCCUCCGUCUUCUCCCUGAACCUCCUCCAGCUCGCCCCCGGUGGUCACCUCGGCCGCUUCAUCGUCUGGACCUCCUCCGCCUUCGAGGCCCUUGACCAGGUCUACGGCACCACCACCACCCCCUCGGCUCUCAAGAAGGAUUUCCUCCUGCCCUCCGCCAUGGUUGCCAACGCCGAUCUCACCCGCCUUAUCAACUCCUCUGAAAUCCAGGCUGUUGUCCGCGCUCCCAAGGGUGAGGCCCGCACCAAGCGUGUCAACGUCCAGAAGAAGAACCCUCUCCGCAACAAGCAGGUUAUGCUCCGUCUUAACCCCUACGCCGCUGCCUACUCUAAGCAGAAGCUCGGCCAGCAGAAGGUUGAGGCCGGCAAGCCCGAGCGUGCUUCCGCUGGUUUCGCCAAGGUUCUGUCUGAGGAGUAAAUGUUCUCUCCCAACUGUUCUUUGGAUAUGGUGAAAAAUGGUAGUUUGCAGCAAAAAAUGAAUCAAUGACUUUUUUUGCAAUACCCAUGGGUCUAUCGGAGUAAUAAUAUGAUCGGUUUUGUUCUCUCAAUUGUUCAGCUGUUCUGGCUUUCCUAGUGGUAAGUUAAUGGAGUGGGUUUGUAGUUCUGGGAUCCUAUCCUUUGCCCUGGUCACUCUUCAAUUCUUCUUGAAUGUUUGAUGAGAUUAUCGGCCAGGCUGGUCGACUGCCCACUGUGUUUCUUGACUUGGCCUUGCUGCCAUCUGUAGCCCAAACCCAACAUUGUAGACACGUUCCAUCUCUUAUUGCACAUGCAUACCUCCAGCCGGUUGUACUCCACAUGCAAAACCUAUACCCAUCUUCAAGUAUUCCGCGGAGAUUGAGAACACCAGCCGUAAUUGCUAAUCGACAAUAAAAUCUUCAGGGUGAAGCUG